Prorocentrum cordatum is the source of this 651-nucleotide messenger RNA. Lineage: Eukaryota; Dinophyceae; Prorocentrales; Prorocentraceae. The record is from the annotation of a GenBank genome assembly.
AUGACUGCCACGACUCUGACUAGCAGCAUCACUUCGACUAGCACGUCGGUUAGCAGUACGAGCGAGAGCAGCACGACCGUUUCCAGCAGCAUUUCGACCAACAGCAACACUGCAACCAGCACGUCGGUGAGUAGCACAAGUGGCAGCAGCACGAGCAUUACCAGCGGGACUGUGACCGGCAGCAGCACGAGCAUGACUGCCACGACUGUGUCAAGCAGCACUUCUGCGACUAGUACGUCGUUUAGCAGUACGAGUGGGACCCUCACGAGCAUUAGCGUUACCAGCAGCACUACGACCACCACGACGACUUCCUACAUGGACUACACGUUGCUGCCUCCCGGUCAGACGUGCCAUGAGGCCGGCAUGCAGGACAUACAAGUGUCUGCAGAGUGUUUUGGCCCUGCCAUGGUUUCCGUCAACCUCAGCUCCGCUGGAACUCAGGAUUUCACAGACGACGCCAUGCCGUUCACAUGCGUGCAUGUGGCCUCGAAAGAUGCGGUGUACUUUGGAGAUUCAAGCUCCGACACCGCGUCGCCCAACCCGACAUACCGGUACAUCUGCAUUGGCAUCCUGACGACGACCGCAAGCAGCACGACCUCGGAGACAGGCACGAUUAGUACGAUCAGCACGACUGCAUCCACACGAGCAUGA